Molecule: messenger RNA, 1386 nt
Organism: Hevea brasiliensis (rubber tree)
Lineage: Eukaryota; Viridiplantae; Streptophyta; Magnoliopsida; Malpighiales; Euphorbiaceae
Product: probable carboxylesterase 12
Exons: 1
Coding region: 252-1208 (318 amino acids)
Molecular function (GO): hydrolase activity
Source: RefSeq, a predicted model, not a curated record
AUAUAAAGAUAAAAAUAGGUUAAAUUAAAUUUCUCCAGUAAUUAUAAGGACUAAAUUAAACUUUAAGCUAAGAAAAAAUAUAAAUAAGAAUUUUGCUCAAUUUGAAGGUGCUUUUUGCAAGUUAUCCACCACUCCUCAUUCUGAAGAAGUGUGCGGCCCCGGCUACAGUAUAUAGCUUUGUCUUCUGCUCCAUCCACUACCCAUUCCCUCAUUUGUCGUCCUCUGGCAGAAAAUCACUCAACUAUCUUUCCAUGGAUUCAACCCUGCCAAAAGUUGUCAAAGAUCUCUCUCCCAUACUCAAGAUAUACGAAGAUGGGCGUGUUGAGAGGCUCUUGGGCAAUGAUAUCGUCCCUCCUUCUCUUGAUCCAGAGAUCAAUGUCCAAUCCAAAGAUGUUGUCUACUUCCAAGAAGCUAAUCUUUCUUCAAGACUUUACCUACCAAAAUCAAUCGACCCAUCAGACCAAAAACUCCCUUUGCUGGUUUACUUUCAUGGUGGAGCCUUCUGCAUAGAAACUGCUUUUUCUCCUACCUACCAUAACUAUCUCAACUCACUAGUUGCAGAGGCUAAGAUUAUAGCAGUCUCUGUUGAUUAUAGAAGAGCUCCAGAGCAUCCUCUCUCUACUGUAUACGAUGAUUCAUGGUCUGCUCUUCAAUGGGUUGCUUCUCAUGUUAAUGGUAAUGGCCCUGAAGAGUGGCUAAAUCUUCAUGCAGAUUUUGGUAAGGUUUUUCUUGCAGGAGAUAGUGCUGGUGCCAAUAUAUCCCACCAUAUGGCCUUGAGAUAUGAUGAAGAGAAAUUGCCUGGUAUUAUCCUCAAAGGGAUUGUUCUAAUACAUCCUUAUUUUUGGGGCAAAGAACCUGUGGGAGAUGAGCCUAAAGAUCCAGAAACAAGAUCAAAGAUUGAUGCUAUGUGGCUUUUUGUAAGCCCAACAACAAGUGGGUUGGAUGAUCCUUUGAUUAAUCCAGCUUUUGAUCCAAAAUUGGCAAGGUUGGGAUGUUCCAGAGUUCUUGUGAUUGUUGCUGAGAAGGAUAUCUUGAAAAAUAGAGGUUGGUAUUACUAUGAGAAUCUGAAAAAGAGUGGAUGGCAAGGACAUGUGGAAAUCAUGGAGGCUAAGGAAGAAGAACAUGUGUUCCAUUUGUUCAAACCUACCUGUGAGAAUGCUGUGGCCAUGCUCAAAAGUCUUUCUUCUUAUUUCAAUGAAGAAAAGUAAGACCUUCAUAUUGGGUUGGGCCAUGGUGUGUUUGUUGGUGUUAUGGAUAGGAGUCUAUUAAUUAGCUUUGAGCAUCUGGGUGUUUAGAUUAUCUUCUUGAAAUGUUUAAAUGCUUAAAUGCUAUUAUCUUUCAUUUCAUAUAUAUAUAUAUAUUGAGAAUGAAUGCAUUUGGUUAAAA